CGCCGGAAUUAUGUGUUGAGGGAUGGCAAUGACCUUUCUUUCAUGUUAAGCCGCUCCAACAGAGGAGUUGUCUUGGUGUGUGUGGGAAAAGUGUGUAGCCGGACCGAGUCUCGCCACGAGGCUUGUGGUCGUAACUCUGCGAGGCAUCGAUUCGUGUGUGGGAGUGUGAGAGGGAAGGAGGGAGGGAGGGAGCGAGCGACACAGGGGCCAGUAUUUUGAAAAUUAUGUUUCCCCGCCUCUCCUGGUUUCAUUCUUCUCCUCCUCCCUCUGCCACUCUUCCAUUUGUCCUGCCUUGAAAUCUGAGUCAGUGCUAGUCGUUGUGUUAUCAGCAGGGCGCGGAUACAUAGGUUCAUAUGUACGUGUGGUCUGAACAAAUUGGAUGUGGCAGUUCUGGGGUUCUGUAGCAUCGUGUCCGAUGUGUUUGUCUGGCCUUGUCGAAUAGCGUGAGAGAGUGAGCGAGAGAGAGAGCGAGGGCGAGAGAGGGAAGGAGAGGGAGAGAGAGAGAGAGAGGAAAAGGACAAGAAGGAAGUUGGUUUGAAUUUCCCGUGCCGCUGGUGUUUUACAUCUCGGGUCACUGGGUGAUCUAGCGGAGUGCAUUGACGUGUAAUCUUGGACGUUGAUACAUUUUACAGAGACUUCGGGUUGUGAUGUGGAGAGGCUGGCGGGAAUUGUAGGGUGAGCCGACAGAUCGGUGUAAGGAGUUGGAUUGCGUUUGAAUUGUUGAAUUAGGGUGGAGUAUGGAUGCGUUGUCGGAAUUUGUGUGAGGAAAGAAAACUGUGUCGAAUAGUGUCGACUGUGAUAGUCCUGUGGAUUAGGUGGGACUUCAUGGGAAGUAAGGGGAGGUCGUGAAAUUGAUGCGGGUGGUGAAGGACAUAGGAUAAGAUUGGGUUGACAGGAUGGGUGAAUACCGGACUCGUCGAAUGAGUCCGAGCGAACCGUUGUGAGGAUUUGGUGGAUCCUUGCACGUCCAGGUUCCGGGUUGGCAGUUCAUGAUGUUGGUACGCAGGAUUCGGGACGGCAGUAUUGCGUAGGAAUCAGAAUACCUGCACUCACUGGAAGUGCGGACGGGCACGCUACGACUGCAGGAUGAACAAAGUUCGAGCAAAAGUCGAUCAGAGGGAGAAGGGUGUUCAAGAUGCUGCUCAGUCCUCUGUUGGUACCAGGAGAACGACUGCGAAAGGAGAUGAGGUCCAAGUGGGAUGUCGAGGAAUAAGUAGGACUCGCAGGACUGAUAGGCAGCGUAGCGCCAGCUGGGAUUUUGAUAACAAGCCCAUCGCGGUGCGAGCUCGAGGUGCAUUGCGCGAUGUCGAGCAGCAGUCAGUGCUGCUGUCUUCCUCGCGACGUUCCACUCCUCGAGCUUCCUCCGUGAAUUCGAAAAGGCCAGGGUCUCUGGCAGUCACUGAAAAAAGCAUCUUAGCGAGAGCCGCCUCGCCUGUGCUGCGUUCUAGUCACUUGGCUGCCACCUCCAAGGGUUCUCCUGCCCUGCAAAUAUAUCGCGAUGAAUCUCUGUCCAAGAUGGCUUUGACGGCUGGAAAAGCUUCGAGUAGGCCAGGACCGAACAAGAUUGUUUCCACCAACUCUCCAUUGCAGGCUGCGGUCGCUAGAAGACGAUCUGGAGAGAACAAGAUCGUGGCCAAAGCAUCUCCCUUGUCUGUCGCGAGUGUGAAGAGUGUGAGGUCUUCCCCGGUUAUCCAAAUUGGUUCUAGAAAGUCAACGAAUUCAGAUCUAGUGAGGCUGUCCGCGAAGGUAGAGCCACAGGAGGAGGAAGAGGAGGAAGGGUUAAGCAGCAUACAGAGUUCUCUCCAUGGCCGCUUAUCCUUGCUGGAAGGCAGAGUUAGUCAAAUGGCCGCCGAGCUUCGUGAGACAAAGGAACUUCUAGACGCCAGUAAUCCAAUCUCCUCCAAAGUCUUACUCACAGAUAUUCAUUCGAAAAUCACCAAUAUAGAGAGGUGCAUGACUGGUUCACCAGUAGAGAGUUCGGUCUCGAGCAGGUCAGGCAGGUUCUCUUCUGGCGGCAUAGACAGCGCUAGCUUGCGCGAAAGAAUUCUCACUGAGAAAGAGGGAUUCAAAAAGGCAUUGCAGUCCCUUACUAGCUCUCAUCGCCACAAUGUGAUGGACUCAGAGCUCUUGCCUCAACGGUCUUCGUCUAUGCGUUUUCCCAAGGAUUCUCCAGCUUUGGAGGCAAAGAUGAAGGCACACUACGACAGACAAGCUCCAGGUUCACGGCUCAGCAUCACCACCACGUCCAAACCUCACGAGCGUCUUGAGACGGACCAUUCUAGGUUGGAAACCAUUAGCCAUGACAAUGCCCAGCCCAUCUUUGAGGAUUACUACAGCGAUAACCCUACUCAGACCCUUAAGCCAUUGAAGACUAGACCGUCUCUGCACCAGAAAGUUGUAGAGAGCCUUGUAUCACAGCACGAAAAGUCGAAAGAGGACCGAGAGCUCCUCUGCAUGAAGCUGGCAGAGUUUGGGGGAAGAGGCCGAGUGGACGCUGGUGCUUGUGAUGAAGGUGCAUUAGUGGCUGCGGAAUUUUUAACUUCCCUCGAUGGUGAGCGAUGUUUCCAGAAGGAAGUUGGAAAGCCACUUGAGACAUUGAAGGCGCCAUUGAAAGAACGAAAGUCUUCCUUACCACUUCCAGAAUCGUCAGAGAAUAGUUCAUCUAGCGGCAGCGUCCUCUCAUUUAGGAAGCACAGGUAUUCAGAUGAGGCUAGUGAUUCUUCAUCAAGUGAGUAUUCGUCUCCAUCCUAUCACCAAUCGGCUGGAGAAGCGACUGAAAAUCCUUGUUCAACUCUUAGCAUUGGUAGCGAAUUCGCAGACAUCAAUCAUCUGAAAUUGUCAGAUGGAAGUCAUAUCUCUAGGCAGUUGCCAAAAUCUGAACUCAGCAGGCAGCCGAUGCAGUUCAGAACAAGCGAGGGGGAGGUCAUCAAUGAACCCAUCUCUACCAACGACUUGCGGUGUGAUAAGUUUGGGCAUGUUGAAGCUGAGGAAGUGGGUGACUUAUCUGUGUUGACAUCAGUUGCCAGAAACGAUGAGGAAGGGCUGAGGAAAAUAGCCGGAAAAAAGCUUCUCAAUUUAAGUGAAAAGAACUCCACUGCAGGAUGGUUUGUGUGCGAGGGUGAAGGAAUACUACUUGCUCACGAGGACUCCAGUUGCUCCUAUCACGACGUUGCUAACAUGGAGGAGAAGGCUAUUUAUCGCGGUCCUACUACUUUGACGUCGCGUGUGUGGGGGGACUGCUGGAUUGUACGAGCCCCAGGCUCAGAUGGCCGUGCCAACAAGUUCGUUGUUGCUGCUUCGGCAAGUGGGUCAAAAGACUCAGCUUUCUGUUCAUGGGAUUUUCACAGUCGGAAAUGUGUCGCCUCUCAUCAUCAAUCUUCCUCGGUACCCAGUCCUCCUAGGGGUCGCAGCGGACGGGCCAGUAGCUUCGAUCAAGGAUCGUCAUUUGUGAAAGACCCUAGCGUUCCUGGAUCCAACUUUGCACUGAGAAAAUGGUUGGACAGGUCUGGUGCUGUCAAUAUGCCAAAAUUAGGUGGGAGUGCUGCAACCAAGAAAACGUUCGACAGAUCUACGUCUCUUGACAACUCUUUUAGGAAACGAAACGUUGCGGAAGAGAUGCAAAACAAGUGUACUAGUCAACCACUUUGGUGGUACAGACCAUGCGGACCACUCUUAGCUUCGGCUGCGAGUGGAUUGACUACUGUCUCAUUGUAUGAUAUUCGGGAUGGCGAGUCAGUGAUGCGUUGGGAGACACAGAAGGUUGUAGCAGCUAUGGCUUACAGUAGCCCUCUGCAAUGGCGUAACAAAAGCAAGCUCGUUCUGGCAGAACUUGAGUGUCUCAGCUUCUGGGAUGUUGAGAGCUUGGAAGCCAAGCGUAUUCAUACCGUUAAUUUGCUUGGGAAGCAGUUGCGUGCCCUGCAUGUAUACAACGUUGAUGCUGAGUGCAGUGGCGGCGUGCGACAGAGGUUGAGCUCGUCCGAUCAUCAUAGUGAUGGAACACUUUGCACCAAUGAGGCAGUGAAUGUCCUUGAUUUUAGAGUACCUACGGGCAUUGCCAAGAAGUUUCCAACUCUGGACGAGGAAACUCAGUCUAUCUAUGCUGAUGGAGAUGCUGUUUACUCUGGUGCCCUCACCUACGAAUCCAGAACUCUAGGGGAUGGAACAAGAGUACUGCAACCACAUUGCAGACUCAGCCAGUGGUCGAUGCGGCAAGGGAAGCUCAUGAACGUUUAUUCUCUACCACAUUCGAAUUCCUAUGCUUCCCAGCUUUCCAUCUCGCAAGUAUGGGGCUCAUCAGAUACCAUCAUGGCGGCUAACGGGAAUGGACUAUUUGUGUUUGAACCUGCAAGACGACAUUCUGGGCAAGGCAUUUCAAACGUUCGGGAUGUGCUUGGUCCGGAUGACCUGCGGAAUCCCACUUUUGAUUUCGCAAGCUCACGCGUCCUGCUCGUAUCAAGAAAUCGACCAGCCAUGUGGAGCCACUGGCCUUGAAUAAGAUGUUUCUUUAUUCAUCCGUUUUUCAUUUAUUGAAGGUAAUUUCAUUUUUGUGGGGCGAAAUGCCUUACCAUGCCUCGUAGUGUGCGUAAGUCUCAGAAACAGAAAAAGUUUGUUGUAGAUACCUUUCUGGUCUUGGUAAUUUUACCAAGUGUGCUUUAUCUUAGGUGGGAAUGCACUUCUUUCUAUGGAGUCUUGAUUAAUAGACAAUGUACAUGACUCUUUCACACCAGUUUGCAGUGUGUUCUGUUAGGGUGGCCAAACGGCUCUACCUUACUAUUACUGGGUUAGAUACCUUCAGCCGUUAACAUGACGGAAGAUAAUGGACUCGGAUCCGUUUUCAAGGAUAAACUCGUCAGUCACUUCUCAUAUUCUUCAAGACAGCAAUAGACGGGGAACAUUUAACACUAUGGUCUCUUCCAACCAAAGGACUGUAUCCAUCCGCUUGAAGAAGCAUACCGUUUACUGAUUUCAAAGCCUUCACUGCCUUCACCAGGGAAACUGUUUUCUGGGAACCAUGACUGGCAGAAAAGUUAUUGAAGCUUAGAAUACCUUAGUGAAGUGUGACCAGUCACAUUUAAAAUCUAUUUAUGUACCUUUCGUGUAAUAACAAGUUGCUGGUUGCAGCCACAAGCUUGUACAUGUC
Messenger RNA from Physcomitrium patens, 5140 nucleotides. RefSeq lists its product as uncharacterized. Gene Ontology annotation, molecular function: protein binding. NCBI's taxonomy places the organism in Eukaryota, Viridiplantae, Streptophyta, Bryopsida, Funariales, Funariaceae. The record is from RefSeq and is a predicted model, not a curated record.